CUCUGUACAUGCCCACAGAAUCUGAUCCCCCUCUGGCUCUACUCCUACAUAUAAAAAGAAGUCCACUUUCUUAGAUCCUUCAUUGCCAGCCUCCCAGAAAUCGAAACCUCUAUAAUCACGUCACGGUACACGCUACACAUAGACUAGACAGAUUGACCGACGGAGAGUAAGAGCUGCGGCAGACUUCUUUUCCAGUGGGAGAGACUGCUCAAGAGUUGAAACAUGAGUAUGAAAUGCCUUACGUGUCACAGUGUGGAAAGUCCAUCGCACUCUUUUAGGAGUUACUCUGUUUCAAGUUCUGACAACGAUGGAAGAUGUUCUGCUAUUGCCAACUGCCUAGCCCGGCGGUCAUCUCUUAUACCCGCAGCGGCAAAUUCUUGUAUCACAUUGUCAUCGAAAGUGACCCCGCAACCAACAAUACCAAGCAACAACGGUAUGCCGGGCACCCCACGUCUCGUCCGAAGCCGUGCUGUGAGGAGGGAUCUUGUUAGAGACUGGAAUUUUGAUGAGGUUGUGAUGGAGCGUUGAUUUUGUUAGUUUAGGAAUAGGAAGGGUACAACCCUUUCGUCGUAUGAUAGGUUUAGAGCACGGUCUUGCUUUAUUUUUGUAAUUGUAUUUUGUAAUGGGUGCAAUCGAACUCACUUUUCCUGUGGAAGAGUUUGGGCAUUUGUAACCAUUUAAGAAAACCUGAAUUUUUUUCA
Messenger RNA from Alnus glutinosa, 701 nucleotides. RefSeq lists its product as uncharacterized. The record is from RefSeq and is a predicted model, not a curated record. The transcript has 2 exons. Bases 223 to 528 code for a protein of 101 amino acids. Lineage: Eukaryota; Viridiplantae; Streptophyta; Magnoliopsida; Fagales; Betulaceae.